AUGGACGGACCAUCUAGUGUUUCAUUCAGCCACAUCGCGUACUUGACGUUUGAGUCGGUAUUGCAGGUGGUUAUUGUGGCAUUUUCCGGGUUUUGGUGUGCAUACACAGGGCUGCUGCCUAAACAGGGUCAAAAAGUGAUCUCCAGACUAAAUGUGGACCUUUUCACACCAUGUUUGAUUUUUAGCAAACUGGCCCGGAGUUUGUCCGUGGCAAAGAUUCUGGAAAUCGGGGUGAUUCCGUUGUUCUACGCGCUCACCACAGGUGUGUCGUUUGGGUCUGGAAAACUGUUGAGUCGUCUGCUCAAAUUAGACCCCGACGAAACAAACUUUGUGGUGGCCAACUCCAUUUUCGGAAACAGUAACUCGCUCCCAGUCUCGUUAACCGUUUCGCUGGCUUACACGCUGCCGGGUCUGCUGUGGGACGAAAUUGCCAACGAUAACUCUGAUAACGUGGCCAGUAGAGGUAUCCUUUACUUGCUGAUCUUUCAACAGAUCGGCCAUGUGCUCCGCUGGUCCUACGGUUACAACACUUUGAUGAGAUGGAGAGGCGACCGGGGCCAUUCCACGACGGUCAGCGUCUCUGAGCAGUUGGAAGUGCCCGAUUUAUCGGCUACAGACGCUGCAGAGGCCAGCAGCACGCUUUCGGGCCGCACCUCCAGCAGUUUCUUGAAAUUCCGCUCCAAGACGUCUCAAAUUUUUAACAGAAUAAUAGCUGCCAUGAACCCUCCUCUGUGGUCCAUGGUGUUCAGUGUUUUGGUGGCCACCAUCCAUCCUAUCCAGCAUGAGUUUUUCAGCAAGGAUGGUUUUGUCAACAAUACCCUUUCAGACGCCAUAACACAGCUUGGAGGCAUCUCUAUUCCGUUGAUUUUGGUCGUUUUGGGAUCCAACCUGUACCCAUCGCAAGACACUCCGCAGGCGACCCGUAACUACAAAAAAUUGGUUUUCGGAUCGAUCGUCGGCCGUAUGAUUCUACCGUCGAUGGUCAUGCUUCCAAUCAUCGCUCUAGCUGUGAAAUACAUCAAAGUGAGCAUUUUAGAUGACCCUAUCUUCUUGGUGUGCGGCUUCAUCUUGACAAUUUCGCCUCCUGCCAUUCAACUAACUCAGAUCACACAGCUAAACGAAUUUUUCGAAAGCGAAAUGGCCGGUGUGCUGUUUUGGGGUUACGUGGUGCUUUCGCUGCCCAUUAGUAUUUUCGGUGUCAGCGCUGCAAUGGGCGUAUUGAAGUGGGCUCAAGAAACGCAGUAA
This is a messenger RNA of Lachancea lanzarotensis, 1245 nucleotides long. Its product is annotated as LALA0S10e04412g1_1. Gene Ontology annotation, biological process: transmembrane transport. The transcript has a single exon. Gene Ontology annotation, cellular component: membrane; endoplasmic reticulum. The coding region runs from base 1 to 1245 and encodes 414 amino acids. The record is from RefSeq and is a predicted model, not a curated record. Lineage: Eukaryota; Fungi; Ascomycota; Saccharomycetes; Saccharomycetales; Saccharomycetaceae.